Molecule: messenger RNA, 1224 nt
Organism: Stereum hirsutum FP-91666 SS1
Lineage: Eukaryota; Fungi; Basidiomycota; Agaricomycetes; Russulales; Stereaceae
Exons: 12
Coding region: 1-1224 (407 amino acids)
Biological process (GO): glucan catabolic process
Molecular function (GO): hydrolase activity, hydrolyzing O-glycosyl compounds
Source: RefSeq, a predicted model, not a curated record
AUGACCUCCGUCAACCUCCCUCUUGCUCUGCUUCACGUUCUGCUGCUUGUAACACCAUCUUCUCUUGCUUUCUUCCCGGACAUUCUACCUCGCUCUGCUCCGGGUGGUCGAGGAGCUUUCACAACUUCCAGACUCUCUUUGCCUCCGAGGACUCGUCCGGUGGAGAGGAGAGACAGCAGUAACACGUCGAGCACUAAUUCAACGAGCAACUCUACGGACUUUUUAUGGCUUAUUCAAGAUACUUAUGACCACACGAAUUUCUUCGACGAGUUUGGAUUUUAUAGCGGGGACGAUCCAACACAAUAUGUGAACUCCACUACGGCAUUUGCAAACGGGCUCGCCUAUGUUCUCAACGAUACCAAUCAAGUCAUUAUGAAAGGAGACAACACGACGUGGCUUGCUUCCGGCGCGAACCGACAAAGUGUCCGCGUCUCGAGUUAUGCCCAAUACAACACCGGUCUCUUCAUUCUUGACACCAACAGAGCGCCCUGGGGCUGUGGUGUGUGGCCCGCGUUCUGGACUUUGGGGAGUGGGACAUGGCCCACCACCGGAGAGAUCGACAUCAUCGAGGGCGUUCACGACAAUGAGCACAACCAGGUGACAUGGCAUACUAACCCUGGCUGCAUGUUGACGGAGUCCAGCAACUUUACAGGUCAGAUUGUGGAAUCGAAUGGGGAGCCUGAACUCGAUUGUACAGGAUGUGACGGUUGUUCCGGAUGUGGAAUUACGGAGUGGAGCAGAGCUUCCUAUGGUCCUACCUUCGAUGCCCAGGAUGGUGGAGUGUUUGCAAUGAAGUGGGACCAGGAUGGUAUUGCUGUCUGGUCGUUCUAUCGAGUAGCGGUGCCACAGGACAUCGUAGACGGAAGUCCUGAUCCAUCGACGUGGGGAGAACCCUCUGCCGCUCUUGCGCCCGACAACUGCAACCCUCUGACAUAUUUUGUGAACCAUUCAAUCAUCUUCGACAUCACGUUCUGCGGCGAUUGGGCGGGUAACGAUUACGCUACGUCCGGAUGUCCUGGUACUUGUGCGGAUCGUAUCAUUGACCCUUCUAAUUUCGACAACGCAUCCUGGAUUAUCAACUGGCUGAAGGUAUACAGACGGCAAAACCUGACCGUAGUUACAGGUUCCGCACCCGGUGCAUUGUACGAGAACAUCCGGUCUACGCUUUCGUUGGCUGUUUUGGGCGUCUUGGUAUCGCUGCUUGCGCUCUUCGUGCAGGCAUAG